Daphnia magna is the source of this 945-nucleotide messenger RNA. RefSeq names its product proteasome subunit alpha type-7 (gene Prosalpha4). The transcript is spliced from 4 exons. Gene Ontology annotation, biological process: ubiquitin-dependent protein catabolic process. Gene Ontology annotation, cellular component: proteasome core complex, alpha-subunit complex; proteasome core complex; nucleus. The record is from RefSeq and is a predicted model, not a curated record. Bases 121 to 873 code for a protein of 250 amino acids. NCBI's taxonomy places the organism in Eukaryota, Metazoa, Arthropoda, Branchiopoda, Diplostraca, Daphniidae.
GCUUUAGCAAGCUACUUGACUCGGCAAGUUUUGACGGUAAAGUUUUUGCUCUGAAGUGCUAACACGAGAGGCUUGAAAAGACAUCGAAUUUCGAACAGUAUCUUCAAGUUUUGGUUAAUAAUGGGUUCGGCACGCUACGAUCGCGCUAUUACAGUAUUUUCCCCGGAUGGUCAUCUUUUUCAAGUCGAAUAUGCCCAAGAGGCUGUAAAAAAAGGAUCUACUGCUGUCGGUGUACGUGGGAAGAAUUUGGUAAUCUUGGGAGUUGAAAAAAAAUCUGUUGCUAAGCUACAAGAAGAGAGGACAGUUCGGAAAAUCUGCCUACUUGAUGAUCAUGUGGUGAUGGCAUUUGCAGGAUUGACAGCCGAUGCACGUAUUUUGAUCAACAGGGCAAGAAUAGAAUGCCAAUCCCACAAACUAACAGUUGAGGAUCCUGUUACGUUGGAGUACAUAACAAGAUAUAUUGCAGGUUUGAAACAGAGAUAUACACAGAGCAAUGGGAGACGUCCGUUUGGCAUCUCUUGUUUGCUCGCUGGGUUUGAUUUUGAUGGUACCCCUCAUUUAUAUCAAACAGACCCUUCUGGAACAUAUCACGAAUGGAAGGCUAACGCAACAGGGCGGAACGCUAAAACGGUGCGUGAAUUUCUAGAGAAGAACUAUAACCUCGAGGAGAUGGAAGAUGAAGAAAAGGUUAUAAAGCUCGCUAUUCGUGCACUGCUGGAAGUGGUACAGUCAGGAAGUAAGAAUCUAGAGUUGGCGAUAAUGAGGCGUGGCCAGCCAAUGAAGAUGUUAGAAGUAGACGAGAUCGAAAAGCAUGUCGCUGCUGUUGAGAAAGAGAAGGAAGAAGAAGCAGAAAAGAAGAAACAAAAGAAGUAACUCUUGAAAUACUACGAAUUUGUGAUGCUGCAUCGCAAACCGAUACAAAUAAAUAAACCAUGGGCUAACGAA